UUGGCUCCCCCACCCCCACCCCUGAUCAUAACUUUCUGCAAACUCAAGGGAUAGUUUAUUAGAUGUUCAGUGAGGUUAGUAAAUUGAUAGCUGUGAGAGUGAUUAAUUUAGGAAGUUUGACUCCACUGAAAUUGCAUUAUCCCUACCAGGUUCUCAAAAUGUCAACUGUCAAGGAACAGCUUAUUGAGAAUUUAAUUGUGGACGAUAAAACCUCCCAGAGUAAGAUCACCAUUGUUGGAAGUGGUUCUGUAGGCAUGGCUUGUGCUAUUAGUAUCUUAUUGAAGGAUUUAACUGAUGAACUCGCCCUUGUUGAUGUCUCAGUGGACAAACUGAAAGGAGAAGCAAUGGAUCUUCAGCAUGGCAGCCUUUUCUUCAGUACUUCAAAGAUUAUCUCUGGAAAAGACUAUAGUAUAUCUGCAAACUCCAAAUUAGUUAUUGUCACAGCAGGUGUGCGGCAGAAGGAGGGAGAGAGUCGCCUUGCCCUGGUCCAGCGUAAUGUGGAUAUCAUGAAAUUAAUCAUUCCCAGCAUAGUCCGUCAUAGUCCUGACUGUAAGAUGCUUAUUGUUUCAAAUCCAGUGGAUAUUUUGACUUACGUGGUCUGGAAGCUAAGUGGCCUACCCCCCAGUCGUGUAAUUGGAAGUGGCUGUAAUCUAGAUUCUGCCCGUUUCCGUUUCCUAAUUGGGGAGAAGUUGGGUGUUCAUCCCACUAGCUGUCAUGCUUGGAUUAUUGGAGAACAUGGUGAUUCUAGUGUGCCUUUAUGGAGUGGGGUGAAUAUUGCUGGUGUUGCUCUGAAGGCUCUGCACCCUAAAUUAGGAACUGAUUCAGACACUGAAAAGUGGAAAGAUGUCCAUAAACAAGUUAUUGAAAGUGCCUAUGAAAUCAUCAAGCUGAAGGGGUAUACCUCCUGGGCUAUUGGAUUGUCUGUGGUAGAUCUGGUAGGAUCAAUUUUGAAAAAUCUUCGGAGAGUGCAUCCAGUUUCCACUUUGGUUAAGGGCUUGAGUGAUGAACUUGCCUUUGUAGAUGUGGAUGAAGGCAAACUGAAGGGGGAGAUAAUGGAUCUUCAGCAUGGCAGCCCUUUCAUGAAAAUGCCAAAUAUUGUUGCCAGCAAAGAUUACGAUGUCACUGCAAACUCCAACCUUGUGAUUAUCACAGCAGGGGCACGCCAGGAAAAGGGAGAGACACGCCUUAAUUUACUCCAGCGAAAUGUCUCCAUCCUUAAGGCAGUCAUUUCCAGUAUUACCCAAUAUAGUCCCCGCUGCAAACUGAUUGUUGUUUCCAAUCCAGUGGAUGUCUUAACUUACGUGGUCUGGAAGUUGAGUAGAUUUCCCAAAAACCGUGUUAUUGGAAGUGGUUGUAAUCUGGACACUGCUCGUUUUCGUUUCUUGAUUGGGCAAAGGCUUGGUAUCCACUCUGAAAGCUGUCAUGGGUGGGUCCUUGGAGAGCAUGGAGAUUCAAGUGUUCCUGUGUGGAGUGGAGUGAACAUUGCUGGUGUCCCUUUGAAGGAUUUGAAAUCAGAUCUAGGAAGUGACAGAAAUCGUGAGCAGUGGGAAAACAUCCAUAAAGAAGUGAUUGCCAGUGCCUAUGAGAUUAUUAAAAUGAAAGGUUAUACUUCUUGGGGCAUUGGCCUGUCUAUAGCUGAUUUAGUGGAAAGUAUUUUGAAGAAUCUGAGGAGAGUGCAUCCAGUUUCCACCAUAAUUAAGGGCUUCUAUGGAGUAAAUGAAGAAGUAUUCCUCAGUGUCCCUUGUAUCCUGGGAGAGAAUGGUAUCACAGACAUUAUAAAGGUAAAUUUGACCCCUGAAGAGGAGGCCCGUUUAAAAAGGAGUGCAGAAACACUUUGGAAAAUUCAGGAGGAGCUGAAGUUUUAAAACUGUUUAAAACUGCCACUUCUGUAAUUUCUGAAGAAGAGUAGUUUAUGGGGUUGUGUAUGUCCAACUUUUGAGUAAACUGGAAUUCCUAAAAGUUGAAAAUGGGGAUGGUAGAGUGAGUCCCCUGUUUAUUUAGCUCCUCUAUCUCUUUCCAGAUAUUGGCUGGUACUUACAUUUUACAAUUCUUAAGUGGGUGCAUCAAAGGAAUUGUUUUUGGUACAUCUGAUGUACCAGUACAUGCCUUGAAUAUAUAUAUAGUUGCUAACUGGUCCAAAAGAAUGUAUGACUCUUAUUGUGUUAUAGACAUUCUGAUUC
Messenger RNA from Choloepus didactylus (southern two-toed sloth), 2180 nucleotides. Its product is annotated as L-lactate dehydrogenase C chain. Bases 63 to 1865 code for a protein of 600 amino acids. Gene Ontology annotation, molecular function: L-lactate dehydrogenase (NAD+) activity. Gene Ontology annotation, biological process: carboxylic acid metabolic process. The record is from RefSeq and is a predicted model, not a curated record. NCBI's taxonomy places the organism in Eukaryota, Metazoa, Chordata, Mammalia, Pilosa, Megalonychidae. The transcript has 12 exons. Gene Ontology annotation, cellular component: cytoplasm.